CGGAGCUCUGGUGUCCCUGACGCGCAAGGGUCGCCUCGCUCUCUCGUCCGUCUUCGGCCGCGGGACCCGGGAGGCUCAGCGGAGGCGGAACCAUGGGCCCGCGCCGCAAGCCCAGGACCCCGACGAGACGCCCCGCCAGCCCGGUCCCCGGACCCUCGCGGCCAUCCACGAGCCCGCGCCGCCAGCCGAGGACCCCGGGGAGGCGGCCCUCCAGCCCGACCCCCGAGCCCUCGCGGCGGAGCUCCCAACUAGGCACUUCCGGUCUACGCAGGAGGCGGAAACUUCUGUGGUUUAGGGAAGUUCGGAGACUGCAGAAGAGCACUGACCUCCUGUUGAGGAAGCAGCCUUUCAGCCGGGUUGUAAGAGAGAUAUGUGAGAAAUUCACUCGCGGUUUGGACUUAUAUUGGCAAGCCCAGGCCUUGUUGGCCCUUCAAGAGGCAGCAGAAGCGUUUCUAGUUCACCUCUUUGAGGACGCCUACCUCCUCGCCUUACAUGCCGGCCGGGUCACUCUUUUCCCCAAGGACGUGCAGCUGACCAGGAGGAUCCGGGGCAUUGAGGCAGGACUCGGCUGAGCGAGCCUCGUGGUGUGUGUCCAGACAACACCUGGGACCUGGAGCCACAGCUGACCCAGGGGUGCCUGAGGAGUUGCCCGGACUUGGCUGGUUUGAACAGCGUGUCCACAUUGCUCUUUAAACUUUCUUUCUAAAAGACAAGACUGUGUGGCUUUUCUCCGUGACAGAGGAAAAAAGACCAUCGGCAGCACACGCCCAUGGACAUGAGUGUUUGCAGACCGAAGGUCGGCUUUGGCUUGUGAACUGCUCGACCGUGUGACCGUUAGAGGGUUUCAGACACAGAAGAUCGACCGUGUUGGGAGGGGGUAGUGUUAUUUUAGUCUUUCUGUACUCUGUAUCUUUUAUCAGUUGUGUAUUUGUGCUUUUAUUUAAAAUAUAAGGGAGAAAAAUCUGGGUAAAAUGUUUGAAUCUGUUGUAUGGAAAGCCCUGGAAGUCCCGCCGUAGAAAUGUCUGCCUUCCAGAGUGACCUCAUCACCAGUGCCUGUCAGCAAACAUGCAGCUUUUCAAAACUUAGAAUUGAAUACAGAUCUCUUCUUCCUUCCUGUCAGUGCUCGGACUGCACUGUUGAGCUCCAUCCACAGCCUGAACUAUACAGUCUGUCCGGUUCCCACCAGUAGAUUCCUAUCAAAACCAUUCAGAAUUGGACAUUUUAUUCUUAGCUGUAAAUCAUAUAAAAUGUAUCAUAUCAGUCUGGGGUUUUAAAAUGUGUUUUUUGGUAUUUUUACAGAGACUUCUUUUUAGCUUAUUUGGGGAGAAAGAAUUUUUUAAAAUCCCUUAAUGAGAAAAUUGAAAUAAAGUUACUGUUAUAGUUA
Messenger RNA from Peromyscus eremicus (cactus mouse), 1384 nucleotides. It is a transcript of the gene Cenpa, whose product is annotated as centromere protein A. The transcript has 5 exons. The record is from RefSeq and is a predicted model, not a curated record. Gene Ontology annotation, molecular function: structural constituent of chromatin; DNA binding; protein heterodimerization activity. Gene Ontology annotation, cellular component: nucleosome. Lineage: Eukaryota; Metazoa; Chordata; Mammalia; Rodentia; Cricetidae. The coding region runs from base 93 to 572 and encodes 159 amino acids.